AUGGCGCUCUUCACCAGAGUCAGCAGUCACCUUAACACCACCAACUCCAUCCCCUGUGAGGCAGAUAAUGCUACAGAGCACGACCUGCCGCACUCACGUGCCUACUAUGCCCUCUGCUACUGCAUCCUGAUUUUGGCCAUCAUCUUUGGGAACCUGCUGGUCUGCUUGGCAGUUCUAAGGGAGCGUACCUUGCAAACCACAACAAACUACCUCGUGGUGAGCCUGGCAGUGGCAGACUUGCUGGUGGCCACUUUGGUGAUGCCAUGGGUGGUGUACCUGGAGGUGACUGGAGGAGUCUGGACUUUCAGCCGUAUCUGCUGCGAUAUCUUCGUCACCAUGGAUGUAAUGAUGUGCACAGCCAGCAUUUUAAACCUCUGUGCUAUCAGCAUUGACAGAUACACUGCAGUGGUGAGACCAGUUCAGUACCAGUACAACACCGGGCAGAGCUCAUGCAGGAGGGUCUCUCUCAUGAUCGUGGUAGUCUGGAUGCUGGCGUUCGCAGUGUCAUGCCCUCUCCUCUUUGGAUUCAAUACUACAGGGGAUCCCAGUGUCUGUUCCAUAUCCAACCCUAUUUUCAUCAUCUACUCUUCUUUGGUGUCCUUCUACCUUCCCUUCCUGGUGACCCUGCUGCUCUAUGUCCGGAUUUACCUCGUGCUAAGACAAAGACAAAAGAAGCGAAUCCUCACUCGGCAGGGCAGCCACAGCGCCAGCACCAAACUCUCGUAUACACACAAAGAACACACCGAAAGAAAAGCUUUUCCCAACAGAUGUGGAGGCACGUUUUCACCUUGUCUCCCAUUCAAAUGCCCCAGCCAGGAGACGUCUACCAAAAGGAAGUUGCUGGCUGUCAUCAGCAUGCAGCGGUACUGCAGCUUCUGCCGAGAGGCAUCUUUCACCCAGACAUCAGGAGCACAACACAAUAGGCUGAAAGAGAGGAGAAAGAACAGGAAGAUAGGGCUGGAGGUACAGACACUCGGCAACGGCAAAACGAUCAGCUCUUUGAGGCCAGUGCAUCAGCCAUCCCGGCUGAUCCAGCUUCGAGAGAGAAAGGCCACACAGACGCUCGCUGUUGUCCUGGGGGCAUUCAUAGUCUGCUGGCUGCCGUUCUUCUUGAUUCACAUCCUGAACGCCCACUGCCCCUCCUGCCACGUGCCCCCAGCACUCUACAGUGCCAGCACCUGGCUUGGUUAUGUGAACAGCGCCCUUAACCCCAUCAUCUACACAACCUUCAACACUGACUUCCGCAAAGCCUUCCUCAAGAUCCUCUGCUGCUGA
This is a messenger RNA of Rhea pennata, 1275 nucleotides long. RefSeq names its product dopamine receptor D3 (gene DRD3). Gene Ontology annotation, molecular function: dopamine neurotransmitter receptor activity, coupled via Gi/Go; G protein-coupled receptor activity. Gene Ontology annotation, biological process: negative regulation of cytosolic calcium ion concentration; adenylate cyclase-inhibiting dopamine receptor signaling pathway; negative regulation of synaptic transmission, glutamatergic. The record is from RefSeq and is a predicted model, not a curated record. NCBI's taxonomy places the organism in Eukaryota, Metazoa, Chordata, Aves, Rheiformes, Rheidae. The coding region runs from base 1 to 1275 and encodes 424 amino acids. The transcript has 6 exons. Gene Ontology annotation, cellular component: plasma membrane.